AUGUGGACCCCUCGAGGCCAGGGAGGCAUCAUUUUUCCCCCGGGGAGCACAGAACAGAGCCGCCAUUCAGGCCAUGUGCUCGCUUUCCCCAUGUCCUCACACCUGCACUCCCACCUCACACCUGCACCCCCGGAUCACACCCGCACCCCCGACCUCACAUCCGCACCCAGCCUCACACCCACACCCCUGGCCUCACACCUGAACCUCAGCCCCACACCCGCACCACGGCCUCACAGCCGCACCCCGGAUCACACCCACACCCAGCCUCACACCAGCACCCCCAGCCUCACACCCACACCCUGGCCUCACACCUGCACCCCCGGAUCACACCCACACCCCUGGCCUCACACCCGCACCCAGCCUCACACCCGCACCCCUGGAUCACACCUGAACCUCAGCCCCACACCCACAUCACAGCCUCACACUCGCACCCCCGGAUCACACCCACACCCAGCCUCACACCCACACCCUGGCCUCACACCUGCACCCCCGGCCUCACACCUGCACCCCUGGCCUCACACCCACACCCUGACCUCACACCUGCACCCCUGGCCUCACACCUGCACUCCCACCUCACACCCCCACCCCUGGAUUACACCCGCACCCCCGGAUCACACCCACACCCAGCCUCACACCUGCACCCCCGGAUCACACCCACACCCCCGGCCUCACACCCACACCCUGGCCUCACACCUGCACUCCCACCUCACACCCCCACCCCUGGAUUACACCCGCACCCCCGGAUCACACCCGCACCCAGCCUCACACCUGCACCCCCGGAUCACACCUGAACCUCAGCCUCACAGCCACACCCUGGCCUCACACCUGCACUCCCACCUCACACCCCCACCCCCGGAUUACACCCACACCCCCGGAUCACACCCGCACCCAGCCUCACACCCGCACCCCUGGAUCACACCUGAACCUCAGCCUCACACCCACACCCUGGCCUCACACCUGCACUCCCACCUCACACCCGCACCCCCGGAUCACACCCACACCCAGCCUCACACCUGCACCCCCGGAUCACACCUGAACCUCAGCCUCACAGCCACACCCUGGCCUCACACCUGCACUCCCACCUCACACCCGCACCCCUGGAUCACACCCGCACCCCCGGCCUCACACCCACACCCAGCCUCACACCCGCACCCCUGGAUCACACCUGAACCUCAGCCUCACACCCACACCCUGGCCUCACACCUGCACUCCCACCUCACACCCGCACCCCCGGAUCACACCUGCACCCCAGCCUCACACCCGCAUCCAGCCUCACACCCGCACCCCCGGAUCACACCUGAACCUCAGCCUCACACCUGCACCCCCGGCCUCACACCUGUACCCCCGGAUCACACCUAA
Cervus elaphus (red deer) is the source of this 1359-nucleotide messenger RNA. RefSeq names its product extensin-like. The transcript has 2 exons. Lineage: Eukaryota; Metazoa; Chordata; Mammalia; Artiodactyla; Cervidae. The record is from RefSeq and is a predicted model, not a curated record. The coding region runs from base 1 to 1359 and encodes 452 amino acids.